Messenger RNA from Staurois parvus, 255 nucleotides. NCBI's taxonomy places the organism in Eukaryota, Metazoa, Chordata, Amphibia, Anura, Ranidae. The record is from the annotation of a GenBank genome assembly.
CCUAUCAGUGCCCAUCAGUGCCACCUAUCCGUGCCAUCUGUCAAUGCCCAUCAGUGCCACCUAUCAGUGCCUCCUCAUCAGUACCACCUAUCAGUGCCCAUCAGUGCAGCCUAUCAGUGCCCAUCACUGUAGCCUCAUUAGCACACAUCAGUGUGGGAGAACAAUUACUUAUUUACAACAUUUUAUAACAGAAACUAAGAAGAAAACAUUUUUUUAGUUUGUUUAGCACAAAGUAAAAACCCCAGUGGUGAUUAA